AUGUCGAGCGUGGACAUGGACUUUAGUGGCCCUGAACAAGAAAACGAGAGUCAGGACAGUUUACAUUUAGAGUUAGAAGAAACGGAGAUCGACUCCCUAGAAUGUAGUGAUAUUGAUAGCACGACAAUUACCCCACUGAAAAAGAAAAAGAGCCGGGGCGCAGUCAGACGUGUACGUGUCCUAAGGCCACUGUCUCCAAGUGAUGCUGGGUCGGAAUCUGACUCAAUUCUGAAUACCAAAGAAAAGCUUGUACAGAGUUCAAGGAAUAAAGAAUAUGAGCCUGAACAGACUCCAUCAACUUUUGGCAAGAAAUUAAGAAUGGCUACUCUGAGGAGAUCUGCAAGAAAAAGACCAAGUGAUACAAGAGCAAUCCUGCAAGAGUCAGACAAGGAAACUGAUGCUGACACUCCAUCCUCCCUGUGGGCAGUAUAUUAUGCUCAUUGGAUCUCGCGGUCCUGGAACGACACAAAAUCGUCGACUAUUCAGUCUAGUUUUGCCGCAGCGGGAAUCCCCCUCCAGGGCCCCGAUGACUCGGACAGUGACGACAUUCCUUUAGCACAGCUGAACAAAGGGCACGUGGCCCCUGGUUUUGCAGAAAAUUCAAUGAAAGAUUUCGAAAAUACUAAGAAUGACAUUACCAUUCAGGAAAUUUAUGACGAAGAAUGGGAGAAACAGAUUAUGAGACGAACGUAA
Saccostrea echinata is the source of this 693-nucleotide messenger RNA. RefSeq lists its product as uncharacterized. Bases 1 to 693 code for a protein of 230 amino acids. NCBI's taxonomy places the organism in Eukaryota, Metazoa, Mollusca, Bivalvia, Ostreida, Ostreidae. The record is from RefSeq and is a predicted model, not a curated record. The transcript has 4 exons.